Penicillium odoratum is the source of this 549-nucleotide messenger RNA. RefSeq lists its product as uncharacterized. The record is from RefSeq and is a predicted model, not a curated record. The coding region runs from base 1 to 549 and encodes 182 amino acids. Lineage: Eukaryota; Fungi; Ascomycota; Eurotiomycetes; Eurotiales; Aspergillaceae. The transcript has a single exon.
AUGGUCUCCUACAGCGAUGAUAUGACCGCAUUCAAAACCACCGCGCCAGAGCUGACGGCUUCUCCUGAAAACACGAUACAAGACACUGCUCCGCCAGAAAGUUCUGUUCAUUCUGGCCUACUGAAGGAAUGUCUCGAUUUCACCCUUGACUUUCUGUCGACCUCUGGCAACGAAGGACUACUCGGCGUAUUUGGGCUUCUUGUUAUCGGAACCUACAUAAUAUUGGGACGACUUGGCCUACUAAUAAUCGGCGCUGCACUAGGGGCCAUUCUACAUGCUUCAUGGGAGGGAUCGAUUCAUUCCAACCACAAUGAUGUCUUAUCCACCUCGAAGAGGCGGCGUGAACUGGCCCUGGAGGUUUCCAAAAGAUUGCUAGAUUGGGCCCCCCGCAUGGUUUCUGCUGCCAGUGAGGAAGGCGUUGAUGGAAAUCUUGUCGCACUGCCAGAAGAUCUGACCAUCUCGGAUCUUGAAUACAAAACUUUCCGGCCAGCAACUGCUGCCGCGUUGAGAGUGCUCACUGAUGCGGUCUUGAAGGACUACGUGAAGUAA